CGUGACGUGUGCCAUGAACGGACGUGAGCCUGGAUCAGAGGCAUGGAUGGGGACCGAGGACGACGAAAUGCAGAUCACUAUGCCUUCAGGCAUCAAGCUAGCUGCUAAGGUAUGGGCCCGUCAUCAGCCAAGCUCAAGAUCCUGGCCUUGCAUGGCUUUAUGGACAACGCAGGGACGUACGACACCCUCGCUCCCUACCUCACCGGUGGUGCGGCACUUGAGCUAGCUGAAGCUCCUUCCCACCUCACAACACGGCUCCCUUUGUCCUCGACGUCAAACUCGACGUCAACGUCUUUGCCGGCUAUAGCCGGAGUUGCGACAAAGUCGGCAGAGCAGGCGUCGGGCUCAUCGUCGCUCUCGUCGGUCGUCCAGCUCGUGGCCCUCGACUUUGUAGGUCACGGACUCUCGGAUCAUCUCGGCCCGGACGGUGCGUACUCGUUCUACACAUACCUCAAGCAUGUGACCCAUGUCAUUGCUGCUCUUGGCUGGUCCAAGGUUGUGCUGAUGGGCCAUUCGAUGGGCGGCCACGUCGCGGCCUACGCCGCGGGCAUGCUGCCAGACAUUGUCACAGGCGUCGUCUUUCUCGACGCCCCGGUCUACCUCAUCAAGGCCGAGGUCAUGCCGACCAUCCUCGCCAACUCGGCCCGCGCUGAAGCUGCCGCUGUCCGCAUGGAACCGCGGUACCGGGUCUACCCGUCCAAGGAUGCCAUGGCCGUCCGCCUCGCCUCGUCGCUCCUCGAUCGCGCCGAGUCGCGGGCUGAGUCCCUUGGCCUGCCAGUCCCGCCUGUUGUCUCUGCUUACGAUGCCCGCGUCCUCAUGGAGCGUGGCUCGCGCCCCUACAAGGACGGCUUCCGUUUUGCCCACGAUCCACGCCUCAAGCUCUCCUCCGGUCAGUUCUUUACCCAGGAGAUCUUUGACGCCUACGCCGCUCGUGCCACCUGCCCCUCCAUCCAGAUCGCCUCGGACCGCGGGUCUUUCUCCGACGGCGUCACCGCCCUUGCAAAGGCCUUUAACUCGACCAUCCACAUCAUCCUCGACUUUCUCUUCGACACCGCACAUCUUCACGUCGCCGACAUCCCAUCCCGCCUCUAA
Molecule: messenger RNA, 1092 nt
Organism: Thecamonas trahens ATCC 50062
Lineage: Eukaryota; Apusomonadida; Apusomonadidae
Product: alpha/beta hydrolase fold protein
Exons: 2
Coding region: 112-1092 (326 amino acids)
Source: RefSeq, a predicted model, not a curated record